This is a messenger RNA of Phaeoacremonium minimum UCRPA7, 1809 nucleotides long. Its product is annotated as putative adhesin protein mad1 protein. The coding region runs from base 1 to 1809 and encodes 602 amino acids. The record is from RefSeq and is a predicted model, not a curated record. The transcript has 2 exons. NCBI's taxonomy places the organism in Eukaryota, Fungi, Ascomycota, Sordariomycetes, Togniniales, Togniniaceae.
AUGAAGUCCUUCACUCUCCUCGCCCUGGCCGCUGGUGCCUCGGCCACUGGCUUCAGCUUCAAGGAUUAUGGUAGCUUCAGCUGCCCUUCCAACACUGACAACCAAUGCACCGACAAGCAGCGCGGUGGUUUCUCUUGGGAUGAUCUCCCCACUGGUAGCUUCUCCAACUAUGGUGGCUUCAACUUCAAGGGCUGGACCUGCAAGGACAGCUUCGGCAAGCGUGAGGCUGGUCGCUUCGCUCCUCGCACUGGCAGCAAGGCCAUCAGCGGUGUCUGCGGCAGUGACGCCAGCUCCUCUCCUUCUUUCGGUUGCGAGUCCGGCAAGGACUCUGACAAGUUCUCCGUUGGUGAGAUUCACGUGAAGCCCGAGUUCUCUUGCGACCUCGAGUUCCACUAUGACAUGCCCGGCGGUGAGAAGUGCAAGCAGCGAUCUUCUUGCAGCGACAAGGGAUCCGUCGUCAAGAACGACCAGUGCGGUGGUGCCACCAGUGUCACCAUUGUCUACCCUUCUCAGACUGGCAAGCCUAAGCCGUCCUGCAGCGUCGAGGUUCCCACCAUCUCCUUCUCUUGCGGAUCUGCUUCCACCACCAAGCCCCCCAAGACUACCACCACUACUUCUCCUGCUGAGGUUACUACCACUUCUGCUGAGGAGGUGACCACAACAUCGCCGGCCGAGACCACCACAGUAGAGACUUCCCCUGCUGAGUCCACCACUGCCGUUGAGACUACAUCCGCUGUCGAGACCACAUCUGCCGAGUCUACUACUGCCGAGGAGACCACCUCCUACGCCGUCGAGACCACCACCACUGCUGAGGCUGAGACUACCUCUGCUCCUGCUGCCACCACCUCUGUUAUCUUCGCCAACAGCACCACCAGCGCCGAGGUCGAGACCACCAGCUCUGCUGCUGUCGAGUCUACCACCUCAUCCACCGAGGUCCUGACCACCUCCACUAUUUUCAGCACCGUUGUUUCCACCAUCACGAGCUGCGCUCCUACUGUCACCAACUGCCCGGCCCACUCAACCCACGUCACGACUGUGCUGGUGCCCGUUUCCACCACCAUCUGCCCCGUCACCGAGACUGAGACCAAGGCCAGCGCCACUGCCACUGAGACCUCUCCUGCUGGUCCCACCGAGACUUUGCCCUGCCCCACUGUUGUGCCCAAGUGCUUGAACACCUGGAUCUUCUCCACUGGCUGCUCUGACAACACUGAUGCUUCUUGCUACUGCCCCGAUGAGAUCUUCGUCAAGAACAUCUUCUCCUGCCUGUACUCAUAUGGUGAGACCGACACCAUCGUCUCUGAGGCCGUCAUCUUCUUCCAGGGUAUCUGCGCUCCUUACAUCCCUGGCAACCCGGCCAUUGCCACUGGUGCUGAGACUGUGACUACUUACAUCACUGUUGCUCCCACUUCUGUGCCCAGCGCCGUCUACACGACCGUCACUGUCGAGCAGACCACUGUUGUUCCUUGCACCAACUCUGCUGGCGAGACCAUCCCCAGCUCCAGCUCCACCGUUGUUGUCAGCACCACCCUCACUGUGCCCCAGGUUGGCUUCACCACUGCCCCCAGCGGCGGUGUUGGCGUCGUUCCUGUCACCAGCUACACUCCUGUUGCCACCAGCCCGGCUGAGACCGGCGCUGUCACAGAGACUGGCUUCACCACUGCUGCUCCCGUCAGCAGCGGUGUCGCUACUGGCACUGGUUUCUUCACCCCCACACCGACACCUUCCCAGGUCGUCGUCAGCGGUGGCGACAAGAUCACUGGCUUCGGCCUGGCUGGUCUCGCCGUCAUGGCUCUCGUUGCUGCUCUGUAG